CGAAGCCGGAGCUGCGGGCGCCUUUUCGGCCCGCGGUGUCUUAGAUUCAUUCUUAAGGAACUGAGAACUUAAUCUUCCAAAAUGUCAAAAAGACCAUCUUAUGCCCCACCUCCCACCCCAGCUCCUGCAACACAAAUGCCCAGCACACCAGGGUUUGUGGGAUACAAUCCAUACAGUCAUCUCGCCUACAACAACUACAGGCUGGGAGGGAACCCGGGCACCAACAGCCGGGUCACGGCGUCAUCUGGUAUCACGAUUCCAAAGCCUCCAAAGCCACCAGAUAAGCCGCUGAUGCCCUACAUGAGGUACAGCAGAAAGGUCUGGGACCAAGUAAAGGCUUCCAACCCUGACCUAAAGUUGUGGGAAAUUGGCAAGAUUAUUGGUGGCAUGUGGCGAGAUCUCACUGAUGAAGAGAAACAAGAAUAUUUAAACGAAUACGAAGCUGAAAAGAUAGAGUACAAUGAAUCUAUGAAGGCCUAUCACAAUUCCCCUGCAUACCUUGCAUAUAUUAAUGCAAAAAGUCGUGCCGAAGCUGCAUUAGAGGAAGAAAGUCGACAGAGACAGUCUCGCAUGGAGAAAGGAGAACCUUAUAUGAGCAUUCAGCCUGCUGAGGAUCCAGAUGAUUAUGAUGACGGCUUUUCAAUGAAGCAUACAGCUACCGCCCGUUUCCAGAGAAACCACCGCCUCAUCAGUGAGAUCCUCAGUGAGAGCGUGGUCCCUGAUGUGCGGUCAGUUGUCACAACAGCUAGAAUGCAGGUCCUCAAGCGACAGGUCCAGUCUUUAAUGGUUCAUCAGCGAAAACUAGAAGCCGAACUUCUUCAGAUAGAGGAGCGACACCAGGAAAAGAAGAGGAAAUUCCUGGAAAGCACAGAUUCCUUUAACAAUGAACUUAAAAGGUUAUGCGGUCUGAAGGUGGAAGUAGACAUGGAGAAAAUCGCAGCCGAAAUUGCACAGGCAGAGGAGCAGGCCCGCAAAAGGCAGGAGGAGCGGGAGAAGGAAGCAGCGGAGCAAGCCGAGCGCAGUCAGGGCAGCAUUGCCCCUGAGGAAGAGCAAGCAACGAACAAAGCCGAGGAGAAGAAGGAUGAAGAGAGCAUCCCUAUGGAGACAGAGGAGACACACCUGGAAGAAACGACAGAGAGCCAGCAGAAUGGUGAAGAAGGCACAUCUACUCCUGAGGACAAGGAGAGUGGGCAGGAGGGGGUUGACAGCAUGGAGGUCGAAGGGACCAGUGAUAGUAAUACUGGCUCAGAGAGCAACAGUGCAACAGUGGAGGAGCCGCCCACAGACCCCAUGCCCGAAGACGAGAAGAAGGAAUAAAUGCUGCCUUGUUUUAUGUGUCCUAAAACUUUUUUAAAUGGAAAAA
Chionomys nivalis (European snow vole) is the source of this 1363-nucleotide messenger RNA. Its product is annotated as SWI/SNF-related matrix-associated actin-dependent regulator of chromatin subfamily E member 1. Lineage: Eukaryota; Metazoa; Chordata; Mammalia; Rodentia; Cricetidae. Gene Ontology annotation, molecular function: nucleosomal DNA binding; nuclear receptor binding. The coding region runs from base 82 to 1317 and encodes 411 amino acids. The record is from RefSeq and is a predicted model, not a curated record. Gene Ontology annotation, biological process: negative regulation of DNA-templated transcription. The transcript has a single exon. Gene Ontology annotation, cellular component: SWI/SNF complex.